GACCAAUCAUCUGAUGAGUCCAGCUGGCUCUGGCCAAUCAGCAUCCAGAAUCGCUUCGCAAACUUCUGCGCGCCCUUGAAUCUGAAACUCGCCAGAAGGAAAAGUAACAUACUCACCAAUAGCUGUUCCAUCAGCAAAAAACAAGACCAGCUAACGAGCUGAAGGCAGAGUCUCCCUCGGUCCCUGGAGCGUUUCUCGCCCCAAAUGGCAUCCGAAGCUUUGGACAGUUUUGAGGAGUCGGAUGAUUUCCAAGACUCUGGGAGUGAUUAUGAGGCCACGAUAAAAGCUUCAAAGCGGAAAAAACGUGCAGUGCUUGGACCUAAGUCACCCAAGAGACCCAGGCGUAAAGCUGCAUCGAGGUUGACGUCCAGCCCCCGUAAUAGCCCCAUCCCCAGUCGUGUAUACCCCUCCCCGCAGCAGCAGCAGAGCUCUCAGGGGACAUCCAGGCAGGUCUCUCCCAGAUCUAUGAGAAGAGUGAAUGAGGAAAGCCAGGGCAUCAGUGCAGAGAAUAUCUAUGAUGCAGUCUGCUCUGGAAAGAGUGCCAUGGUGGCGGUGGUGGACGAAUGGCUGGACAGCUACAAGCGAGGCCGAGAAGUGGGGCUGCUGGUGCUCAUCAACUUCAUUGUUCAGUCCUGCGGAUGCAAAGGUGUGGUUAAUAGAGAGAUGCUCGACAGCAUGGAGAAUGCUGAGAUCAUCAGCACGCUAACUAAAGAGUUCAAUGAGGACUCAGUGAACUAUCCUCUGAGUACUCCAGGCCCCCAGCUGAAGCGUUUCAAAGCCGGUCUGUGCGAGUUUGCUCAGGUCGUGGUGCGCUCCUGUCGUAACAGCCUCAUUUAUGAUGAAUACCUCUUCCCGUCCCUGCUGGCUAUGCUCACCGGCCUGUCUGACUCCCAGGUCCGAGCCUUCAGACACACCAGCACCUUGCUCGCCAUGAAGCUGAUGACUGGGCUGGUGGAAGUAGCUGUGAUAGUGUCUGUUCAGCUGCAGACCACCCAGCGGCGACACGACAUGGAGAACAGCAAGAAGCCGCAUGACAGAGCUUCUGACAGACUGGAGGAGCUGCAGGCCACCAUCACUGAGCUGCGGGAGAAGAGAGAGGAGCUUUCCUCUAUGAUGAACGCCACCUUCCGCGGUGUGUUUGUGCAUCGCUACCGGGACCGGCUGCCUGAGAUUAGGGUGGCCUGUAUUGAGGAGUUGGGCAAGUGGCUGAAAACGGACCCUGAAGACUUCCUGAAUGAUGGAUGUCUAAAAUACCUGGGAUGGACCCUGCACGAUAAGCAAAGUCCAGUGCGUCUGCAGUGUGUGCGUGCCUUGCAGGGUCUGUACCAGGAGAAGGAAUUCAUUGGCCGCCUGGAGCUUUUCACCGGCAGAUUCAAAGAGAGGAUGCUCAGCAUGGUGCUGGACAAAGACCCAGACGUGGCAGUGGAAGUGGUCAAUCUGUUGCUGCUGAUCCACCAGAGGAUGGAGGAAGGCCUGAGAGAGGAGGAGUGCGGUCACAUCUAUCCACUGGUUUACGCUUCGCACCGAGGCCUGGCGUCUGCUGCCGGCGUCUUCCUCUAUAACAAGCUGAAAAGUGUGAUUUCCAGUGACAACCAGGUGAAUGAAAGUGAAAAUGCAGCCCUCGUUCAAAUCCUCAUCUCCUUCUACAUCCAGAGUGAAUUUCAUGAGCACGGGUCGUACCUGGUCGACAGUCUGUGGGGUGUGGCGGGCUCUGAGCUGAGAGACUGGGAGACGAUGACGGCAUUCCUGCUUCAGGAGGCUGGCCUGCUGGACGAGGAGGAGGGGGCUCUCAUAGAGCUCAUGAUGUGUGCCAUCAGACAGGCGGCGCAGGGAACCCCACCCGUUGGGAGAACUCAGGGCAAGAAGAUGUUGAGUAUGAAGGAUAAGAAGAUCCAGGAACAAGACAAGAGACGCAUCACCACACACUUCAUCCCCUUGAUGCCACAGCUACUGACCAAGUACUCGGCAGAUGCAGGGAAAGUGAGCCUCCUUCUCAAAGCUCCUCUCUACUUCAACCUGGACAUGUACAACAGCGCUCAGUGGCUGGAGAAGCAUCUGGACCUGCUGCUGUCCCAGGUGUGUGGCAUUGUGGAGAAGCACACAGAGGCCACCGUUCUGGAGGCUUGCACCCACCUGGUCUGCGCUCUUUGCUCCGACACUUACACGUUCUCGUCCCGCGCACACCUGGCUUUCAGCCAGCUGGUGGACGGCCUGACCGAGUGCUUCAGCGCGUACUCAAGUGACCUGCUGCAGGGCACUGCAGAUGAAAAUGACUUGUACAGUGCGUCCACUGCCUUGAAAAGAAUCGCUGCUUUGAGCUGCGCCAAAGACCUGACAGGCUGGAAGCUCUUUGACCCUUGUGUUGAACUGCUGAAGAGCAGGCUGGAGUCCAGAGAGCUCGACAAGGAGCUCAUGGUGUCGGCCCUGAAGUGUGCAGCCUUUCACCUGAUGUGGGCCAAAGUGAACGCGGUCAACUCCAGGCCCACCGAGGCAGAACUGAAGCGUCUGAAGAAAGAUGUGCGUUCGUUCUGCAGAGUCUGUCAGACGUGUCUGCCUCUGAACCAGACUGAGAUCAGAGAUCAGGCAUUUGAGCUGCUGUGUGACCUGCUGCUGUUGUACAGUAAGAGCUCAGUCCGCUCUGAUCCCGCCCUCCAGGCACUGGUCCACCUCCCCUCUGAUACCCUGCGCUCUGAGAUGGCCGCUUUCCUCCUGGACUUCAUCUUCACUGAGUCUGAAGAUGCUGAUCUCGACGUCGAGGGUGAGGAAGAGAUGAAGAUCACCCUUCUCCAGAGGAAGCGCAACCAGCUGGCUGGCUACUGUAAGCUGGUCCUCUACGGAGUGCUGGACCUCACUGCAGCCACUGACGUCUUCAAGCACUACAACAAGUUCUUUAAAGACUUUGGUGACAUCAUCAAAGAGACGAUGAGUAAGAGCAAGCUCAUCAGCCACGUACAGAGCGCCAAGACCGUGUGUCUGAGCCUGCAGCAGCUGUUCUCAGAGAUGCUUACGGAGAACCACAGCAGGCAGGAUCUCUGUGAGAUUAGAGACCUGGGCAAGAGGCUCGCCAUGAGCUUUGGCAUCGAUCUUCAUCGUGUCCGCAAACCACUGGUGGCCCUGCACAUGGACGGGAUACGUUUCGCGUUUCGGGACCCACAGGAGGGAGAGGAGCAGCUCCCGCAUGUAACCUUCUUGGAGAUACUCAGCGAGUUCAGUUUUAAGCUGCUGCAACAGGACCGUGCACAGCUGGCUGCAUUACUGAAACUAGAGUGUCCCAGUGCUGCCCUCUCCUGGCCGUCAGUCAAACUGUAUCAGCGGUCUUUGGAGGGUCGUUCCGCCUCCCGACCCAGGGAGCAGGAGGAGGGUGGUGACGUCUCCUCACAUGAUACUCCUAAAGCUAAACGCAAGAGGACCACCGCUCAGGGCUCAGUGAGCAGCACCGUCAGAGACUCCUGGUUGGAAAGCAGCAGUAUCCACAGUAACCUUCACACGCCUGCCCUCACCUCCACCGUCCAGAGGCAGCCGGCCAAACUGUUGGCCUCUGGGAAGCCCACAGCAACAGAGUGUGAUAUGGGCAACGGCUUCACUGAGCUGGAGUCUGAGGAUGAGUUCUCCUCGGGGUCCCAGAUGCGAAAGGUGAAGCCCGUCAAACGACGCCUGCCCUCCUCCAGCCUGACUGGCGCCAGUUUGGAUCAGCAAGACCUGAACUUGCACCUCACCUUGCUGUCUCUGAUUGAGGACAACUCUGCAGAAAGAGAGGAGGCUGAGAUUGAGGAUUAUGAAAGUGACUCUGACCGUGACUCUGCAUAUACACUGCCCUCCACACGUCACACCUCCGCCAGCGUCCUUGACGAGCUCUUUGAUUGAGGGCACAGAGACCUGGAUCGUCGUGGGAGUUCUGUUCGAGGGAUACUCCUCUUCAAAGCCACCGUGUUUCAGUGGUUUCACUACAUUCAAGUCUGCAAAAAAAUUAGAGCCUACAAAAGCCCUGUUCUGAGUUCACCUGUCAGAUCAGUUUUAAGUCGUUGAUUUUGUAAAGAAAAGAAGCAAAAGAAUGAUUGUGAAGUAUGGAGGCGAGAGCUGAAGUAUUUUCACUGUUUGUGUGUUGAAUACACAGAGAAGCAGUUUGGAUUUUGAAAGAUUCAGAAUUAUUCCGUUACGGUUAAUAAAGAAAUGUUAUGACGAGAUGUUUUGUUGUAUCACUGUUUGCUUGUAACAAGCUGAAAGUCUUUCUUUCGCAUUUUGAAUUCAGUUUCAUUAUAUUUUGUACUGCUGUUGAUGGCACUUGUUGUUUUUGAGCCUCAUUAAUUAAAAAUGUAUUAAAAGAUGCUGGAUUGAGAAAUUGA
Molecule: messenger RNA, 4343 nt
Organism: Scophthalmus maximus (turbot)
Lineage: Eukaryota; Metazoa; Chordata; Actinopteri; Pleuronectiformes; Scophthalmidae
Gene: stag3
Product: cohesin subunit SA-2
Exons: 32
Coding region: 205-3864 (1219 amino acids)
Biological process (GO): sister chromatid cohesion
Cellular component (GO): cohesin complex; nucleus; chromatin
Molecular function (GO): chromatin binding
Source: RefSeq, a predicted model, not a curated record